Messenger RNA from Striga hermonthica, 806 nucleotides. The record is from the annotation of a GenBank genome assembly. Lineage: Eukaryota; Viridiplantae; Streptophyta; Magnoliopsida; Lamiales; Orobanchaceae.
GGUCACCGGCAUUACUCAUUUCUCGCUUCGUACCGUGUGAGGAGUUAUGUGGAUCAAUGGAUGGUCGAUCAUUGGGUUGUGAUGUGGGAGAUAUUAUGUGGGCUGAGUUCGCUCCGGACGGUUGGAUCGGCCCCUACGAGCUCGUCGAUAAGCUCUUUCUGGAUACCUUCCGUCUAAACUUUCUUUCUCAUGUGCAUUCGUUGGAUGUUUUUCACGUAUCGAAUUUGGCCCCUUUGCAUGUCUUUGACUUUGACGGAGACGAGACCUGUUCGGAUUUGCGGCCGAAUCCUCCUCAACCAAGGGAGGAUGAUGGAGACGAGACAUCGAUUCGCCGACUGCCAGUGCAUGCGCCUGUCCGCGAGCUGCGACACUUAGUCAAUCGCGGUAGCAGCCAGCAGUCAGUAGUGCGCACGCCAACACCCCGUCAUGCAUGUCAGCGUGCAGUAACGCACGAUAGCGCGCAACAACGCGUGUUAAAUGGUCGCACGCAGCGUCGCCUAGUGCACGCCCUCGACUCGGUAACGCCCAGCGGCACCGCAGCAACGCGCCAGCGCGCGCCAGCACGCGUGACUGUGCGCAGUGCCGCGGGCAAGGAUCUCAUCUUGGAAUCAUUCAAACCAUUAUCGCAAAGUAUACGCCAUAGCCGAGUCCUUCAUCAACUCCGGCGACGGCAACCCCUGAGCAACCACGCAACCGGCGCAUUUAGUCUGAGUAGGCCGCACCUCUGUCGUUCAGCUCACCUUCCUCGUCGCAGCAAGUUGUUCCUGGCGGGAAAUUCCAUCGCCGAACCUCAGUCCCCGUACAUC